CCAUGAGAAACAGGAACAAAGCUGAGAUCCAUUGAAGUGUACAAUUUGCUUUUGUUGUAACUCUUGUGAAGAAUCCUUUGAGGGUGUAAACUGGUACACACUAAGGUGUUUUUUAACUUGCCAUGGCCUGUACUCAGUUCCUGUCAAGAAUACAGCGACCACGUUUGGCGUAUCAUCAAACCCCAGGCAGGAGCCCUGGGGUAGUCUUCCUCCCUGGAUUCAUGUCAAACAUGAAUGGAAAGAAGGCCUUGGGCCUUGAAGAGCUCUGCCAGUUUUUGGGACAAGCAUAUGUGAGGUUCGAUUACACUGGAUGUGGAGAAUCUGAAGGGAGUGUCUCUGAGUGCUUACUGGGUGACUGGAAAAAUGAUGUGCUCUGUGUUUUAGACAAGCUCACUGCUGGGCCACAGAUACUGAUUGGCUCCAGCAUGGGAGGAUGGCUUAUGGUAUUGGCUGCCUUGGCUAGACCGGAGAGGGUCACUGGAUUAGUUGGCAGUGCAGCAGCUCCAGAUCACUUUUUAACUGCAUUCAAGAAUCUCCCUGCAGAGACAAAACAAGAGGUUGAGAAGACUGGGAUAUUUAAGUUGCCAUCCAUCUACAGUGAUACAGGAUUCUACCCAGUGAAGUAUGACUUUAUUAAAGAAGCAGAGAAACAUUGUGUCCUGAAUCACCCAAUUCCUGUUGACUGCCCAGUGCAGUUAAUUCAUGGGAUGGAAGAUGAAGCAGUUCCCUGGCAAACCUCACUGCAACUGGCACAACAACUAGCAAGCAAAGAUGUUGACGUUAUCUUGCGCAAAACUGGAGAUCACCGUUUAUCAGACCAGACAGACCUUGAACUUCUGAAGGCCACAGUACAAGUCCUGAUUGGGAAAGUGGCUGGGAAGGUAUGACUCCUAUAUCAGAAAUUUCCAAAGUAUUAUUCAUUUGCAUUCCCACCGAAGACAGUGGCAGAAAAUGGCUGAACCUGCAUUUGACUUUCCCUUCAACCACUGACUUACAAGUCCAUCUCGAUACAAGCUGCUGGAAGACUGAAAUCUUCUAUGUGAGGAUAUUUACAGAAUGUACAGGCAGGGUAGGGCAGUAAGAAAAAAAAGAGGCUAACAGCCUUAGCGGCAUCAUGUAGGUGAACUAUAAAAUGAAUGUUAACUGAACAGAUUUCUUAAUACAAACUGCCAAUUAACCCACACUGUUUAAAAUAUGUUCCAACUAGUUUUCAUUCAGAAAAAGUAACAUGUCAUAGAGUACUUCUGUUCUUGUGACAGACACAUACCUUUCCUCCUCCGUACAUUUAUGUGGAUUGCUUUGAAGCACUUGGUAUAACUGGAACAAGAUAUGGACUCAUCUUUCUAUGAUUUUUCUUUUUAUCAGAUAGAAUAUUUGAUCUUUACUGCAUCACCUAACAACUGUAUUAAUGACUUGACUAUAAAAGCCAGAUCAGAAAGAAAUAAAUGUGAGUCAUAGUCCUACACUUGAUAAACUAAAUGCCUUCAGAUUCAGAUACACAAAGUCACAAGACAUUCUGUGGUAUUUUAUACAAGUAGCACAUAAUUGUUUCCUUUUGUGUGUUUGUAUUCCUAUGUAGAAGAUGAGAAAAUACCUAAAUGGUUAUCAAAGUCAACACUUGAAGAGCAAUCCCCAUUUCAUUUUAAAAAAAAUGUAACUGUGAGUCAGGACAAAGACACUGAAGAUCUCAGAGUACAUCUCAAAGUUUUAUAGACUUCAUCAAGCAGUCAGUUGAAUCCCAUAAUUACCGGGGUUUUAAUGCCUCCUAAGUUGAGACACCCUUGCCACAUAUCUAGGUCAUUCAGUGCUGAUUCUAAUACUCAGAAUGCUUUCUUCCCUCAUUCUUCAGAUGUGUCUUCUUCUUCUUUCGGCUUUUCCCGGUUAGGGGUCGCCACAGCGGAUCACCUGUCCUCUCAUGAUUGGCAGUGGAGUUUUACGGUGUCAAGU
Protopterus annectens (West African lungfish) is the source of this 1947-nucleotide messenger RNA. Its product is annotated as palmitoyl-protein thioesterase ABHD10, mitochondrial-like. The record is from RefSeq and is a predicted model, not a curated record. The transcript is spliced from 5 exons. Gene Ontology annotation, cellular component: mitochondrion. Bases 123 to 887 code for a protein of 254 amino acids. Lineage: Eukaryota; Metazoa; Chordata; Ceratodontiformes; Protopteridae. Gene Ontology annotation, biological process: protein depalmitoylation. Gene Ontology annotation, molecular function: palmitoyl-(protein) hydrolase activity; hydrolase activity, hydrolyzing O-glycosyl compounds.